Messenger RNA from Saprolegnia parasitica CBS 223.65, 974 nucleotides. RefSeq names its product uridine phosphorylase. The coding region runs from base 42 to 929 and encodes 295 amino acids. The transcript is spliced from 2 exons. Lineage: Eukaryota; Oomycota; Saprolegniomycetes; Saprolegniales; Saprolegniaceae. Gene Ontology annotation, molecular function: uridine phosphorylase activity. Gene Ontology annotation, biological process: uridine catabolic process; nucleotide catabolic process. Gene Ontology annotation, cellular component: cytosol; cytoplasm. The record is from RefSeq and is a predicted model, not a curated record.
CACAUUUCAAUUUGCAUUCGUUUGCACACUUCUGCUUUAGCAUGGCCCACGUCCACGUCAUCAACGCCAACCUCGAGAACCCGUCGACGGACGUGCUCUACCACCUCGGCCUCUCGUACUCGGAGGCCGAGCGCGACGAGUUCCGCGCCAUCUUUGGCGACAUCAAGUUCUUCGUGUGCGGCGGUAGCGCCGAUCGCAUGAAGACGUUUGCGCUCAAGCUCGCCGAGACGCUCGGCAUCAAGGCGCCGUUCGGCUACAGCCUCUCGCACAUUGGCUCGACGUCGCGCUACACGACGUACAAGGUCGGCCCCGUCCUCAUCGCCAACCAUGGUAUGGGCAUGCCGUCGAUCUCGAUUCUCCUCCACGAAGUCACCAAGCUCCUCGAGUACGCCGGGGCCCACGACGCGAUCUACAUCCGCAUGGGCACGAGCGGCGGCGUCGGCGUCGAGGGCGGCACCGUCGUCCUCACGUCCGAGGCGCUCAACCACGAGCUCCGCCCCGUGCACGUCGUGCCGAUCCUUGGCAAGCUCCACGAGCGCCCGGCUGUCCUUGACGCGGCCGUGACGGCCGAGAUCGCGGCCAUCUGCGACGAGAUCUCGGUCCCGUACGCGAUCGGGAAGACGCUCUGCGCCGACGACUUUUACGAGGAGCAGGGCCGCCUCGACGGCGCGAUCUGCGAGUACACGAACGAAGAGAAGCUCGCGUUCCUCCAGGUGUGCCACGACGCUGGCACGCGCAACAUUGAGAUGGAAAGCCGCCUCUUCGCUGCGUUCACGCACAAGCUCAACAUCCCCGCGGCCGUCGUCUGCGUCACGCUGCUCAACCGCCUUGAAGGCGACCAGGUCACCAAGCCUCACUCGGUCUUGGAGGAGUACGACCUGCGCCCGAUGUCGGUCGUCCUUGCCUACAUCAAGUCCAAGCUCCAGUAACAAUCUACUCCUCGUCUGUAUAACUCUGUAACCAUUGUCCACUCG